AACCUGUUUUUAACUAGUCUUAUUCUUUCCAAACUCUAUUAAACACAAUUGAGGUGGUAGUAAGUUCACUUGAGGAGAAUGAUGAACUAUCACUCGAAUUUUCAAAAGUUUUCAAGAAAUUAAAAGAGAGGAAAUCAGGAAUGUGCCUUGCAAAAAAACCUUAUCUUCCUUUUUUGUUUCCCGCCGCCCUCUCUCAUACGAAGAAAGUCCUUAGAUGCACAGAAAAUGCACAAUACCUCAACCAACGGGUAGUUCCAAAAGUCGAUCAAAUGGUGUUUUCAGGCGAGGCCCAAUCCAUAGAUUGAAAAUAUUUGUUCCCAUUACAAUUCUUGCAUUUGGUGUCUUGAUUCCUGUUAAUUGGACGGGUGAAUCAUUGCAGAAUCACAAGGACAUAACAUACAAUGACAUUGAUAAACUUUCAAUCUCAAAUAUUGAUUCUGGAUCGGCAAGGUUAUGGGCACACAUAACAAUGGCUUAUGUGUUUACAUUUUGGACCUUCUAUGUUCUCUACAAAGAGUACAAAAUUGUCUCCACCUUGAGGUUGCAAUUCCUUGCUUCUGCAGAUCGCCGUCCUGAUCAGUUCACUGUCCUUGUGAGAAAUGCCCCUCCUGACCCUGAUGAAUCUAUUAGUGAGCACGUUGAACACUUCUUCUGUGUAAACCAUCCACAUCAUUACCUUUUACACCAGAUUGUAUACAAUGCAAACAACCUUGCAACACUGGUGGAGAAAAAGAAGUCUAUGACAAACUGGCUUACUUACUACCAAACCAAGUAUGAGAGAAACCCAAAAACAAAGCCAAAAACAAAGACAGGACCUUGGGGCCUUGUGGGAACAACUGUUGAUGCCAUUGAUUAUUACACUUCUGAAAUCAAGAAGUUGAGUGAAGAAGAAGAUGUAGAAAGAGAGAAAGUGUUGAGUGAUCCAAAGGCGAUAAUGCCUGCAGCGUUUGUUUCGUUCUCAUCUCGAUGGGGAGCAGCCGUGUGUGCCCAAACGCAGCAAACAAGUAACCCGACGAUAUGGCUGACUGAAUGGGCUCCCGAACCGCGUGAUGUCUAUUGGAACAAUCUUUCCAUCCCAUAUGUUGAACUCAACAUCAGAAGGUUGCUCAUGGGAGCUGCUUUCUUCUUCCUCACCUUCUUUUUUAUGAUUCCCAUUGCAUUCAUUCAGUCUCUUGCCAGCAUUCAGGGCAUUGAAAAGGUCUUUCCUUUCUUGAAGAAAUUGAUUGAAAUGGAUAUUGUGAAGUCUUUUAUUCAGGGGUUUCUUCCAGGAAUUGUGCUAAAGAUAUUUAUGAUUGUACUUCCAACAAUUCUGAUGACCAUGUCUAAAAUAGAAGGCUUUACAUCACUUUCAUCUUUAGAGAGAAGAUCGGCCGGAAAAUAUCAUUUGUUUAUAUUUGUGAAUGUAUUUCUUGGAAGUAUUAUCACGGGAGCAGCAUUUGAGCAACUCAAGACUUUUAUGAAUCAGUCACCAACUGAGAUCCCAAAAACGAUUGGGGUAGCUAUUCCAAUAAAGGCAACAUUCUUUAUUACCUACAUAAUGGUAGAUGGUUGGUCUGGCAUUGCAGCAGAGAUCAUUAGAUUAACGCCGCUAAUUAUGUUUCAUAUAAAGAACAGUUUUUUGGUGAAGACGGAGAGGGACAGGGAGCAAGCCAUGGAUCCUGGUUCUAUAACUUUUGCUACCUCAGAACCUCGUAUUCAACUUUAUUUCCUCUUGGGCCUUGUUUAUUCUGUCAUCACUCCCAUACUCCUUCCUUUCAUUGUUCUCUUCUUUUCCUUUGCCUAUCUGGUUUUCCGCCAUCAGAUCAUUAAUGUGUAUGAUCAGAAGUAUGAGAGCGGUGCCGCAUUUUGGCCAGAUGUGCAUCGACGAAUAAUCAUAGGUAUGAUCACAUCCCAAGUUCUGCUUAUGGGACUAAUGAACACCAAAGGAAUCCCCACUUCAACUCCUGUCAUUCUUGUUCUCCCUGUUUUGACAAUCUGGUUCCACCAUGUCUGUAAGGGCCGAUUUGAGUCUGCCUUUGUCAAGUACCCAUUACAGGAUGCAAUGGUGAGAGACACGUUAGAGCGGGCAACAGAACCGAAUCUGAACAUGAAAACAUAUCUCCAAGAUGCUUACGUUCAUCCCGUAUUUAAGGGCGGUGAGGUGGGGCUGGAGAGACCAAGAGUAACAGUUGAUGAGGAAGAGAAUAGUCCCCUAGUUUCCACUAAGAGAAGUUCUCAUAAGGGCAGUAAGAGAGAGUCUCAUGGGAGCACUUCUACUGCUAACUAGUCUCAGGCCAUCCAUCUAUUCCAUUUAAUAAGUUUGUCGUUAGAAUAUACUUAUAAUGUAAUAUAGAACUAAUUUAAUUUACAACAUAUAACUACUAUGGAUAAAAAGAAAAACUAAUUGGGAAACUUACUCAAAUAUAUACAACUCAAAC
Messenger RNA from Cuscuta europaea, 2417 nucleotides. NCBI's taxonomy places the organism in Eukaryota, Viridiplantae, Streptophyta, Magnoliopsida, Solanales, Convolvulaceae. The record is from the annotation of a GenBank genome assembly.